AUGGAAGACUGCUUGCACACGUCUUCAGUGAAACUGUCUAAGUUGGUCCGAUGGGCCCACAGUCACGGCACCAUCUGUGCUCUCAUCCCGAACCUCAAACACCUGCUCACUGAGGGGUCCCACGGGAACCUGACCGCCAUGUGGGGGUGCAGCGCGGGCCACGCCUACCACUGGCCCCUCAACGUCACCUGCAAGAUGGGCCCGAAGGUGGGCAUUUCUGUCUCUGCAAAUGUAUAUAUACACUGAGUGUCCAGAGCGUUCCACAGAGAUGCUGGCCCAUGUUGACUCUAAUGCUUCCCACAGUUGUUUCAAGUUGUCUGGAUGUCCUUUGGGUGGUGGGCCAUUUUUCAUACACACGGGAAACAGUUGAGCGUGAAAAACCCAGCAGCCUUUGCAGUUCGUGACACACACAAACCGCUGCGCCUGGCACCUACUACCAUACCCCGUUCAAAGUCACUUCAAUAUUUUGUCUUGCCUUGGAUUCAACUGGUCAGUCUGUCUUGAAAAGAGCAGGUGUUCUUAAUGUUUUGUACACUCAGUGUAUAUGUCCUCACUUUAUAUAGUAUGUUAUGCAGUUUCUGAUCGUGUUCUGAUCUAACUAUCUCUACUGUAUGUAGAUAAUAGGUACAUUCCUGUCUACAGUGCAUUCGGAAAGUAUUCAGACCCCUUGACUUUUCCCACAUUUUGUUACGUUACAGCCUUAUUCUAAAAUUGAUUAAAUUGUUUUUUUCCCCCUCAUCAAUCGACACACAAUACCCGAUAUUGACAAAGCAAAAACAGGUUUUUAGAAAUUGUUAAAAAUGUAUUAAAAAUAAAAAACAGAUAGUACAUUUACAUAAGUAUUCAGACCCUUUACUCAGUGCUUUGUUGAAGCACCUUUGGCAGCGAUUACAGCCUCGAGUCUUCUUGAGUAUGACGCUACAAGCUUGGCACACCUGUAUUUGGGGAGUUUCUCCCAUUCUUCUCUGCAGAUCCGCUCAAACUCUGUCAGGCUGGAUGGGGAGCAUCGCUGCACAGCUAUUUUCAGGUCUCUCCAGAGAUGUUCAAUCGGGUUCAAGUCCGGGCUCUGGCUGGGCCACUCAAGGACAUUCAGAGACUUGUCCCGAAGCCACUCCUUUGUUGUCUUGGCUGUGUGCUUAGGGUUGUUGUCCAGUUGGAUGGUGAACCUUCGCCCCAGUCUGAGGUCCUGAGCGCUCUGGAACAGGUUUUCAUCAAGGAUCUCUCUGUACUUUGCUCUGUUAAUCUUUCCCUUGAUCCUGACAGUCUCCCAGUCCCUGCCACUGAAAAACAUCCCCACAGCAUGAUGCUGCCACCACCAUGCUUCACCGUAGGGAUGGUGCCAGGUUUCCUCCAGACGUGGCGCUUGGCAUUCAGGCCAAAGAGUUCAAUCUUGGUUUCAUCAGACCAGAGAAUCUUGUUUCUCAUGGUCUAAGAGUCUUUUAGGUGCCUUUUGGCAAACUCCAAGCAGGCUGUCAUGUGCCUUUUUACUGAGGAGUGGCUUCUGUCUGGCCACUCUACCAUAAAGGCCUGAUUGGUGGAAAGCUGCAGAGAUGGUUGUUCUUCUGGAAGGUUCUCCCAUCUCCACAGAGGAACUCUGGAGCUCUGUUAGAGUGUCCAUUGGGUUCUUGGUCACCUCCCUGACCGAGGCCCUUCUCCCCCGAUUGCUCAGUUUGUCCGGGCGGCCAGUUCUAGGAAGAGUUUUGGUGGUUCCAAACUUCUUCCAUUUAAGAAUGAUGGAGGCCACUUUGUUCUUGGGGACCUUCAAUGAUGCAGAAAUGUUUUGGUACCCUUCCCCAGAUCUGUGCCUCGACACAAUCCUGUCUCGGAGCUCUACGGACAAUUCCUUCGACAUCACGGCUUGGUUUUUGCUCUGACAUGCAAUGUCAACUGUGGGACCUUAUAUAGACAGGUGUGUGCCUUUCCAAAUCAUGUCCAAUCAAUUGAAUUUACCACAGGUGGACUCCAAUCAAGUUGUAGAAACAUCUGAAGGAUGAUCAAUGGAAACAGGAUGCACCUGAGCUCAAUUUCGAGUCUAAUAGCAAAGGGUCUGAAUACUUAUGUAAAUAACCUGUUCGCUUUGUCAUUAUGUGGUAUUGUGUGUAGAUUGAGGAAAAAAAUGUAUUUAAUCCAUUUUAUAAUAAGGAUGUAACGUAACAAAAUGUGGAAAUAGGGAAGCGGUCUGAAUACUUUCAGAAGGCACUGUAUUGUUGUCUGCAUGAUUCCAUCAAGUCAAAUUCCUGGUACAUGUAAAUGCUGAAUAAAGGUGAUUCUGAUUCUGAAGGAGCGAGGUGGCUGCUACCAAGACAGCCGCAGCAUCAACUCAGACAGCCUCAGUCUCCAGGGAGGGACCUCUGCCUGCCAGAGCAGCCCAGGAGGAGAGAGGUUUCUGGGCCUCUCCAGCCAAGCCAAGUGGGGCGACAGCAGCCAGACCCGGGACUCCUGCGACUUCUCCAACUGCAGCGACGAUAACACUGAGGCGGACGACAGCAACCUGUUUGAUAUUGUCUGUGAGUCCUCAGCCACAACGGACGAGGAAGGAGAUGCAGACUACGAGCCUCAUCACAGACUCAGGAAGAGGGGUCCCCUAGGGGGACCAGGGUCUGAGGACAAAUCAGUGAAGAAGAUCAAGCAGGAGACUGCUGAGGAAUAUUACACAGGACCUAAAGACCAGCUAGCAGCAGGGGGAGGUACUGACUCUGGCCUGGCCUCUCACUCAGUCUCCCAGUCCCCAAAGCCUAAUAACUCUCAGUCCCAGUUGUCCCUGUCCCACGCUUCACCACACAAGCCCUCCCUGAAGGACGCAGACUGUUUGGGUGGUGGUGUGUCGUGGUCUCCGCUGGGGUGCUCCUCUCCUCACAUACCCAUGCUAGCCAAACCGCUACGAGGCUUUACUUCCAGCUCUGUCUCCAAGCCCUCCGUGAUGAGCUCUGGUUCCCCCAGACAUCAGGACCCGUCCUCUGGGUCGACUCAGCGCCUGAGAACCCUCCCUGGGGCAGCCGGUGAGCUGAUGGAGGACCUGCUGAAGCCUGGCGGUUCUGAGGGGCCCUUUGGGGACCUGACUCCCUCCUGCCUCAGUGGGAUGAACCCUGACCUGGACCUGAUUGGGGCAGAGACCAAAGGAGAGGCUACAGGUACAGAUACAUCUCUGUCUCUCUCUCUCUCUUUCUCUCUGUCUCUCUCUCUGUCUCUCUCUCUCUCUAUCUCGCUCUGUCUCUGUCUCUCUGGCGCUCUCUCUCUGUCUCUCUCUCUCUCUCUCUCUGUCUCUCUCUCUCUCUCUGUCUCUCUCUCUGUCUCUCUCUCUCUCUGUCUCUGUCUCUCUCUCUGUCUCUCUCUUUCUCUGUCUCUCUCUCUCUGUCUCUCUCUCUCUCUGUCUCUCUCCCGCUCCCUGUCUAUCUGUCUCUCUGGCGCUCUCGCUCUGUCUCUCUGGCGCUCUCUCUCUGUCUCUCUCUCGCUCUGUCUCUGUCUCUGUCUCUCUGGCGCUCUGUCUCUCUCUCUCUCUCUCUCUCUCUGUCUCUGUCUCUGUCUCUGUCUCUGUCUCUGUCUCUCUCUGUCUCUGUCUCUCUCCCGCUCUCGCUCUCUCUCUCUGUCUCUCUCUCCCUCUCCCUCUCUCUCUGUCUCUGUCUCUCUCCCGCUCCCUCUCUCUCUCUGUCUCUCUCCCGCUCUCUCUCUCUCUCUCUCUCUCUCUCUCUCUCUCUGGCUCUCUCUCUCUCUCUCUCUCUCUCUCUCUCUCUGGCUCUCUCUCUCUCUCUCUCUCUCUCUGGCUCUCGCUCUGUCUCUCUGGCUCUCUCUCUCUCUCUCUCUCUGGCUCUCUCGCUCUGUCUCUCUGGCUCUCUGGCUCUCUCCCUCCCUCUGUCUCCCUCCCUCUGCUCUUUCAACAAUGUCAUCACACUAGUUCUGCUGUCAAACGAACAAACAACCAAUUCUCACAAAAUGCCCACUGAAAUGUUAAAUUGUAUGGCAAGUUCAACAUUCCUGAGUGGUAUACCUGUGAGGUUUAUGGACCUAGCUACCAAUUAAAGAGAUUCUCCAGUACUUUUGUAUUGCAGAUACAGUAUGUGAACCAUGUCAUUGCUCAGAUACAGUAUGUAUCUCUCUCUCUCUUGCUCUGCUGUGUGUGCACUCAAAUGGCGAGGGGCUGAAGCUCAUUGGCUAGAACUCAAAUUGUUAGGGGGCUGGCCCACAUUGGGGGGAAAAUGGAGGGAAAAUGGAGCCUUUAAACUAGGGAUUUGGUGGCUAAUUGAGGUAAACCGUCAUUCUGCUCAUAGAUUAUACAUGUAUGAAAUACACAUUGACACAUCCAGCCCAAAGCAGGAGGUUUAAAGAAUACUUAGUAGAAAGUUCUGGAGCAUGUCUUUUAAAGAAGUGUCAAUUGAAGAUUAUCCUUUACAAAUAGCCUAGGCCUAUUUAGAAUAUAGUUUUCACUGGUGUAGAAAAUGUGCAUGUGUGUCUGUAGGCCUAAAGUAUGGGGAUAGUUCUUCUGGAAGGUUCUCCCAUCUCCACAGAGGAACUCUAGAGCUCUGUCAGAGUGACCAUCGGGUUCUUGGUCACCUCUCUGACCAAGGCCCUUCUCCCCCGAUUGCUCAGUUUGGCCGGGCGGCCAGCUCUAGGAAGAGUCUUGGUGGUCCCAAACUUCUUCCAUUUAAGAAUGAUGGAGGCCACUGUGUUCUUGGGGACCUUCAAUGCUGCCGACAUUUUUUGGUACAUUUUCCCAGAUCUGUGCCUCGACACAAUCAGGUCUCCGAGCUCUACAGAUAAUUCCUUCGACCUCAUGGCUUGGUUUUUGCUCUGACCUGCACUGUCAAAUGUGGGACAUUAUAUAGACAGAUGUGCCUUUCCAAAUCAUGUCCAAUCAAUUGAAUUUACCACAGGUGGACUCCAAUCAAGUUGUAGAAACAUCUCUCAAGUAUGGUCAAUGGAAACAGGAUGCACUGGAGCUCAAUUUCAAGUCUCAUCAAAUGGUCUGAAUACUUAUGUAAAUAAGGUAUUUCCGUUUUUUAAUUUGUAAUUAAUGUGCAAAAAUGUCUAAACCAGUUUUCGCUUCGUCACUAUGGGGUAUUGUGUGUAGAUUGAGGACAUUUUUCUUUUUAGAAUAAGGCUGUAAUGUAACAAUGUGGAAAAAGUCAAGGGUUCGGAAUACUUUCCGAAUGCACUAUAUACACAGUGUACAAAACAUUAGGAACAGCUUAAUAUUGAGUUGCACCCCCUUUUUCCCUCAGAACAGCCUCAAUUCAUUGGGUCAUGGACUCUACAAGGUGUCGAAAGCGUUCCACAGGGAUGCUGGCCCAUGUUGACUCCAAUGCUUCCCACAGUUGUGUCAAGUUGGCUGGAUGUCCUUUGGGUGGUGGACUGUUCUUGAUACACACGGGAAACUGUUGAGCGUGAAAAACCCAGCAGCCUUUGCAGUUCGUGACACACUCAAACCGCUGCGCCUGGCACCUACUACCAUGCCACGUUCAAAGUCACUUAAAUCUUUUGUCUUGCCCAUUCACCCUCUGAAUGGCACACAUACACAGUCCAUGCCUCAAUUGUCUCAAGGCUUAAAAAUCCUUCUUUAACCUGUCUCCUCCCCUUCAUCUGCACUGACUGAAGUGGAUUUAACAAGUGACAUCAAUAAGGGAUCAUAGCUUUCACCUGCAUUCACCUGUUCAUAAUGUUUUGUUCACUCAGUGUAUAUGUACAGUACCAGUCAAAAGUUUGGACACACGUACUGCAUUCUGCAGCGAUACGCCAUCCCAUACUCAUUCCAGGGUUUUUCUUUAUUUUUACUGAACUGGCUCUCAUGAGGACCGCCACAGGAAAGGAAGACCCAGAGUUACCUCUGCUGCAGAGGAUAAGUUCAUUAGAGUUAACUGCACCUCAGAUUGCAGCCCAAAUAAAUGCUUCACAGAGUUCAAAUAACAGACACGUCUCAACAUCAACAUCAGAGGAGACUGUGUGAAUCAGGCCUUCAUGGUCGAAUUGCUGCAAAGAAACCCCUACUAAAGGACACCAAUAAGAAGAAGAGAUUUGCUUGGGCUUAGAAACACGAGCAAUGGACAUUAGACUGGUGGAAAUCUGUCCUUUGGUCUGAUGAGUCCAAAUUUGAGAUUUUUGGUUCCAACCGCCGUGUCUUUGUGAGACGCAAAGUAGGUGAACGGAUGAUCUCCGCAUGUGUGGUUCCCACCGUGAAGAAUGGAGGAGGAGGUGUGAUGGUGUGGGGGUGCUUUGCUGGUGACACUGUCAAUGAUUUAUUUAGAAUUCAAGUCACACUUAACCAGCAUGGCUACCACAGCAUUCUGCAGCGAUAUGGCAUCCCAUCUGGUUUGCGCUCAACAGGACAAUGACCCAACACACCUCCAGGCUGUGUAAGGGCUAUUUUACCAAGAAGGAGAGUGAUGGAGUGCUGCAUCAGACGACCUGGCCUCCACAAUCCCCUCGACCUCAACCCAAUUGAGAUGGUUUGGGAUGAGUUGGACCACAGACUGAAGGAAAAGCAGCCAACAAGUGCUCAGCAUAUGUGGGAACUCCUUCAAGACUGUUGGAAAAGCAUUCCAGGUGACCUACCUCAUGAAGCUGGUUGAGAGAAUGCAAAGCUGUCAUCAAGGCAAAGGGUGGCUACUUUGAAGAAAAUGUUUUUGGUUACUACAUGAUUCCAUGUGUUAUUUCAUAGUUUUGAUGUCUUCACUGUUAUUCUACAAUCUAGAAAAUAGUACAAAAAUAAAUAAAUAAAAACCCUUGAAUGAGUAGGCGUGUCCAAACAUUUGACUGGUACUGUGUGUAUGUGUGUGUGUAUAUAUAUAUAUAUAUAUAUAUAUAUACAGUUGAAGUCGGAAGUUUACAUACACCAUAGCCAAAUACUUUUAAACUCAGUUUUUCACAAUUUCUGACAUUUAAUCCUAGUAAAAAGUCCCUGUCUUAGGUCAGUUAGGAUCACCACUUUAUUAUAAAGAAUGUGAAAUGUCAGAAUAAUAGUAGAGAGAAUGAUUUAUUUCAGCUUUUAUUUCUUUCAUCACAUUCCCAGUGGGUCAGAAGUUUACAUACACUCAAUUAGUAUUUGGUAGCAUUGCCUUUAAAUUGUUUAACUUGGGUCAAAAGUUUCGGGUAGCCUUCCACAAGCUUCCCACAAUAAGUUGGGUGAAUUUUGGCCCAUUCCUCCUGACAGAGCUGAUGUAACUGAGUCAGGUUUGUAGGCCUCCUUGCUCGCACACGCUUUUUCAGUUCUGCCCACACAUUUUCUAUAGGAUUGAGGUCAAGGCUUUGUGAUGGCCAAUCCAAUACCUUGACUUUGUUGUCCUUAAGCCAUUUUGCCACAACUUUGGAAGUAUGCUUGGGGUCAUUGUCCAUUUGGAAGACCCAUUAGCGACCAAGCUUUAACCUCCUGACUGAUGUCUUGAGAUGUUGCUUCAAUAUAUCCACAUAAUUUUCCUUCCUCAUGAUGCCAUCUAUUUUGUGAAGUGCACCAGUCCCUCCUGCAGCAAAGCAACCCCACAGCAUGAUGCUGCCACCCCUGUGCUUCACGGUUGGGAUGGUGUUCUUCGGCUUGCAAGCUACCCCCUUUUUCUUCCAAACAUAACAAUGGUCAUUAUGGCCGAACAGUUCUAUUUUUGUUUCAUCAGACCAGAGGACAUUUCUCCAAAAAGUACGAUCUUUGUCCCCAUGUCCAGUUGCAAACCGUAGUCUGGCUAUUUGAUGGCGGUUUUGGAGCAGUGGCUUCUUCCUUGCUGAGCGGCCUUUCAGGUUAUGUCGAUAUAGGACUUGUUUUACUGUGAAUAUAGAUACUUUUGUACCUGUUUCUUCCAGCAUCUUCACAAGGUCCUUUGCUGUUGUUCUGGGAUUGAUUUGCAUUUUCACACCAAAGUACGUUCAUCUCUAGGAGACAGAACGCGUCUCCUUCCUGAGCGGUAUGACGGCUGCGUGGUCCCAUGGUGUUUAUACUUGCAUACUAUUGUUUGUACAGAUGAACGUGGUACCUUCAGGCAUUUGGAAAUUGCUCCCAAGGAUGAACCAGACUUGUGGAGGUCUACAAUUUUUUUUUUUCUGAGGUCUUGGCUGAUUUCUUUUGAUUUUCCCAUGAUGUCAAGCAAAGAGGCACUGAGUUUGAAGGUAGGCCUUGAAAUACAUCCACAGGCACACCUCCAAUUAACUCAAAUGAUGUCAAUUAGCCUAUCAGAAGCUUCUAAAGCCAUGACAUCAUUUUCUGGAAUUUUCCAAGCUGUUUAAAGGCACAGUCAACUUAGUGUAUGUAAACUUCUGACCCACUGGAAUUGUGAUACAGUGAAUUAUAAGUGAAAUAAUCUGUCUGUAAACAAUUGUUGGAAAAAUUACUUGUGUCAUGCACAAAGUAGAUGUCCUAACCGACUUGCCAAAACUAUAGUUUGUUAACAAGAAAUUUGUGGAGUGGUUGAAAAACGAGUUUUAAUGACUCCAACCUAAGUGUAUGUAAACUUCCGACUUCAACUGUAUAUAACAACUAAAGCCAUAAACCCUUCUAACUUAACAUGUUUCUGUUGAGCUUUAGGUCAAUUCUUAUUUCUGUAUGUUAAGGUGUCAUAUUAGUGGUGAUGAAUAGCUGCAUAUUAUUAUUUGAAUUUUUCCCCAACUCCCUUUCCUUAUUAAAACAUAUAAACAUGCUAACUGUAUGACAUUUUUAAAGCUAGUGGGAAAAAAAGCACCUCACCUUGUUAAUGGAAAAAUGCACUUCAUGGCCAAGUUAACUGCACCAGUAUUUUAACUGCACCAGUAUUUUAACUGCACCUGUUUUGAGUAGCAGGCAGGUAGGCUCCAGUUUCUCUUGGAUGUUUUUCAUUUAAAAAAAUAUAUUUGUCCAUUUAUGCACUGUAGCAUGUUUUCUGCUAUCUUAUGUUGGAACAAGGGUGGGUUUCUCUCUGCCUACCCUGUAUGUUCUCGGAACAGAGGAUGUAGGCCUAAUGUUACACAAUGGGUUCACUGUUCAAUCUGACUAGAGACACUAUUCAAUCUGAAUCUGAAAAUGCUAUACAAGUUGAAUAAGUGAUGACGAUUAUUAUUAUUAUUAUUAUUAUUAUUAUGUACAUAUUGAAAACGGUACAGUCUUUGUCUCGUUGUUCUAUCAGUGGGAUGGGCUCUCUGUGAGAUGGAGCGUCUGCGGGCGCUGCUGAGUGUGGAGCGGAGCCUCAGUCAUCAGAUGGGAGACACCAUCAGUAGCCUGAAACAGGACAAGCAGCUGCUGCAGCAGGAACUCACCAAGAAGGCUGAACUCAUCUGUGACUUCCUGCAAGACCAGCUGCGACCAGGUACGCUCCUCCCAUUCCCGCCCAGGUAUGCUACGAUCUUACUGGUGAAUUCUUUUGCACACUGUAGACUUUUUUUAUAGGAUUUAGAAAACAAUAUAUUUUGGGUUUUCAUUUCUUAUUUUCCCCUUAGAGAAGAGGCGUGGUCAUUCUUCCAUCCAGAUGGAGGUGGGGCUGGGCAGCUCCACCCACAUGGGGGUGGGGUUCCCUGACGAGGGCAUGGCGUUGGAGAACUCUGCCCUGUUCGAAAGCUUCGAAGAGGUGGAGACCCACCCCCUGGACCGACGCAGGGAGAUGAAGAGGAGCAGAGAUGGAGAGAACACACGAGUCAGGAGUAAGUACUGUAGAUACCCCUUAAACAGAGUCAGGAGUACAGUACUGUAGAUACCCCUUAAACAGAGUCAGGAGUACAGUACUGUAGAUGGUCCUUAAACAGAGUCAGGAGUACAGUACUGUAGAUGGUCCUUAAACAGAGUCAGGAGUACAGUACUGUAGAUACCCCUUAAACAGAGUCAGGAGUACAGUACUGUAGAUGGUCCUUAAACAGAGUCAGGAGUACAGGACUGUAGAGACCCCUUAAACAGAGUCAGGAGUUCAGUACUGUAGAUGGUCCUUAAACAGAGUCAGGAGUUCAGAACUGUAGAUGGUCCUUAAACAGAGUCAGGAGUACAGUACUGUAGAUACCCCUUAAACAGAGUCAGGAGUUCAGUACUGUAGAUGGUCCUUAAACAGAGUCAGGAGUACAGUACUGUAGAUACCCCUUAAACAGAGUCAGGAGUACAGUACUGUAGAUGGUCCUUAAACAGAGUCAGGAGUACAGUACUGUAGAUGGUCCUUAAACAGAGUCAGGAGUACAGUACUGUAGAUGGUCCUUAAACAGAGUCAGGAGUACAGUACUGUAGAUGGUCCUUAAACAGAGUCAGGAGUUCAGUACUGUAGAUACCCCUUAAACAGAGUCAGGAGUACAGUACUGUAGAUACCCCUUAAACAGAGUCAGGAGUACAGUACUGUAGAUACCCCUUAAACAGAGUCAGGAGUACAGUACUGUAGAUACCCCUUAAACAGAGUCAGGAGUACAGUACUGUAGAUACCCCUUAAACAGAGUCAGGAGUUCAGUACUGUAGAUACCCCUUAAACAGAGUCAGGAGUACAGUACUGUAGAUACCCCUUAAACAGAGUCAGGAGUACAGUACUGUAGAUACCCCUUAAACAGAGUCAGGAGUACAGUACUGUAGAUACCCCUUAAACAGAGUCAGGAGUUCAGUACUGUAGAUGGUCCUUAAACAGAGUCAGGAGUUCAGUACUGUAGAUGGUCCUUAAACAGAGUCAGGAGUACAGUACUGUAGAUACCCCUUAAACAGAGUCAGGAGUUCAGUACUGUAGAUACCCCUUAAACAGAGUCAGGAGUUCAGUACUGUAGAUGGUCCUUAAACAGAGUCAGCAGUACAGUACUGUAGAUGGUCCUUAAACAGAGUCAGGAGUUCAGUACUGUAGAUGGUCCUUAAACAGAGUCAGAAGUACAGUACUGUAGAUACCCCUUAAACAGAGUCAGGAGUACAGUACUGUAGAUACCCCUUAAACAGAGUCAGGAGUUCAGUACUGUAGAUACCCCUUAAACAGAGUCAGGAGUUCAGUACUGUAGAUGGUCCUUAAACAGAGUCAGCAGUACAGUACUGUAGAUGGUCCUUAAACAGAGUCAGGAGUUCAGUACUGUAGAUGGUCCUUAAACAGAGUCAGAAGUACAGUACUGUAGAUACCCCCUAAACAGAGUCAGGAGUACAGUACUGUAGAUACCCCUUAAACAGAGUCAGGAGUACAGUACUGUAGAUGGUCCUUAAACAGAGUCAGGAGUACAGUACUGUAGAUGGUCCUUAAACAGAGUCAGGAGUUCAGUACUGUAGAUACCCCUUAAACAGAGUCAGGAGUACAGUACUGUAGAUACCCCUUAAACAGAGUCAGGAGUUCAGUACUGUAGAUACCCCUUAAACAGAGUCAGGAGUACAGGACUGUAGAUGGUCCUUAAACAGAGUCAGGAGUACAGUACUGUAGAUACCCCUUAAACAGAGUCAGGAGUACAGUACUGUAGAUACCCCUUAAACAGAGUCAGGAGUACAGUACUGUAGAUGGUCCUUAAACAGAGUCAGGAGUACAGUACUGUAGAUACCCCUUAAACAGAGUCAGGAGUUCAGUACUGUAGAUGGUCCUUAAACAGAGUCAGGAGUACAGUACUGUAGAUACCCCUUAAACAGAGUCAGGAGUACAGUACUGUAGAUGGUCCUUAAACAGAGUCAGGAGUACAGUACUGUAGAUGGUCCUUAAACAGAGUCAGGAGUACAGUACUGUAGAUGGUCCUUAAACAGAGUCAGGAGUACAGUACUGUAGAUACCCCUUAAACAGAGUCAGGAGUACAGUACUGUAGAUGGUCCUUAAACAGAGUCAGGAGUACAGUACUGUAGAUGGUCCUUAAACAGAGUCAGGAGUUCAGUACUGUAGAUACCCCUUAAACAGAGUCAGGAGUACAGUACUGUAGAUACCCCUUAAACAGAGUCAGGAGUACAGUACUGUAGAUACCCCUUAAACAGAGUCAGGAGUUCAGUACUGUAGAUACCCCUUAAACAGAGUCAGGAGUACAGUACUGUAGAUACCCCUUAAACAGAGUCAGGAGUUCAGUACUGUAGAUACCCCUUAAACAGAGUCAGGAGUACAGUACUGUAGAUACCCCUUAAACAGAGUCAGGAGUACAGUACUGUAGAUACCCCUUAAACAGAGUCAGGAGUACAGUACUGUAGAUACCCCUUAAACAGAGUCAGGAGUUCAGUACUGUAGAUGGUCCUUAAACAGAGUCAGGAGUUCAGUACUGUAGAUGGUCCUUAAAUAGAGUCAGGAGUACAGUACUGUAGAUACCCCUUAAACAGAGUCAGGAGUUCAGUACUGUAGAUACCCCUUAAACAGAGUCAGGAGUUCAGUACUGUAGAUGGUCCUUAAACAGAGUCAGCAGUACAGUACUGUAGAUGGUCCUUAAACAGAGUCAGGAGUUCAGUACUGUAGAUGGUCCUUAAACAGAGUCAGAAGUACAGUACUGUAGAUACCCCUUAAACAGAGUCAGGAGUUCAGUACUGUAGAUGGUCCUUAAACAGAGUCAGGAGUACAGUACUGUAGAUACCCCUUAAACAGAGUCAGGAGUACAGUACUGUAGAUACCCCUUAAACAGAGUCAGGAGUUCAGUACUGUAGAUACCCCUUAAACAGAGUCAGGAGUUCAGUACUGUAGAUGGUCCUUAAACAGAGUCAGCAGUACAGUACUGUAGAUGGUCCUUAAACAGAGUCAGGAGUUCAGUACUGUAGAUGGUCCUUAAACAGAGUCAGAAGUACAGUACUGUAGAUACCCCCUAAACAGAGUCAGGAGUACAGUACUGUAGAUACCCCUUAAACAGAGUCAGGAGUUCAGUACUGUAGAUGGUCCUUAAACAGAGUCAGGAGUACAGUACUGUAGAUGGUCCUUAAACAGAGUCAGGAGUUCAGUACUGUAGAUACCCCUUAAACAGAGUCAGGAGUACAGUACUGUAGAUGGUCCUUAAACAGAGUCAGGAGUUCAGUACUGUAGAUACCCCUUAAACAGAGUCAGGAGUACAGUACUGUAGAUGGUCCUUAAACAGAGUAGGAGUUCAGUACUGUAGAUGGUCCUUAAAUAGAGUCAGGAGUACAGUACUGUAGAUGGUCCUUAAACAGAGUCAGGAGUACAGUACUGUAGAUACCCCUUAAACAGAGUCAGGAGUACAGUACUGUAGAUACCCCUUAAACAGAGUCAGGAGUUCAGUACUGUAGAUGGUCCUUAAACAGAGUCAGGAGUACAGUACUGUAGAUACCCCUUAAACAGAGUCAGGAGUACAGUACUGUAGAUGGUCCUUAAACAGAGUCAGGAGUUCAGUACUGUAGAUACCCCUUAAACAGAGUCAGGAGUUCAGUACUGUAGAUACCCCUUAAACAGAGUCAGGAGUUCAGUACUGUAGAUGGUCCUUAAACAGAGUCAGGAGUUCAGUACUGUAGAUGGUCCUUAAACAGAGUCAGGAGUUCAGUACUGUAGAUGGUCCUUAAACAGAGUCAGGAGUUCAGUACUGUAGAUGGUCCUUAAACAGAGUCAGGAGUUCAGUACUGUAGAUGGUCCUUAAACAGAGUCAGGAGUACAGUACUGUAGAUGGUCCUUAAACAGAGUCAGGAGUACAGUACUGUAGAUACCCCUUAAACAGAGUCAGGAGUACAGUACUGUAUAUGGUCCUUAAACAGAGUCAGGAGUUCAGUACUGUAGAUGGUCCUUAAACAGAGUCAGGAGUACAGUACUGUAGAUACCCCUUAAACAGAGUCAGGAGUACAGUACUGUAGAUACCCCUUAAACAGAGUCAGGAGUACAGUACUGUAGAUACCCCUUAAACAGAGUCAGGAGUACAGUACUGUAGAUACCCCUUAAACAGAGUCAGGAGUACAGUACUGUAGAUACCCAUUAAACAGAGUCAGGAGUACAGUACUGUAGAUGGUCCUUAAACAGAGUCAGGAGUACAGUACUGUAGAUACCCCUUAAACAGAGUCAGGAGUACAGUACUGUAGAUACCCCUUAAACAGAGUCAGGAGUUCAGUACUGUAGAUACCCCUUAAACAGAGUCAGGAGUACAGUACUGUAGAUGGUCCUUAAACAGAGUCAGGAGUUCAGUACUGUAGAUACCCCUUAAACAGAGUCAGGAGUACAGUACUGUAGAUGGUCCUUAAACAGAGUCAGGAGUACAGUACUGUAGAUACCCCUUAAACAGAGUCAGGAGUUCAGUACUGUAGAUACCCCUUAAACAGAGUCAGGAGUUCAGUACUGUAGAUGGUCCUUAAACAGAGUCAGGAGUUCAGUACUGUAGAUGGUCCUUAAACAGAGUCAGGAGUACAGUACUGUAGAUACCCCUUAAACAGAGUCAGGAGUUCAGUACUGUAGACGGUCCUUAAACAGAGUCAGGAGUACAGUACUGUAGAUGGUCCUUAAACAGAGUCAGGAGUACAGUACUGUAGAUGGUCCUUAAACAGAGUCAGGAGUUCAGUACUGUAGAUGGUCCUUAAACAGAGUCAGGAGUUCAGUACUGUAGAUACCCCUUAAACAGAGUCAGGAGUACAGGACUGUAGAUGGUCCUUAAACAGAGUCAGGAGUACAGGACUGUAGAUGGUCCUUAAACAGAGUCAGGAGUUCAGUACUGUAGAUGGUCCUUAAACAGAGUCAGGAGUUCAGUACUGUAGAUACCCCUUAAACAGAGUCAGGAGUUCAGUACUGUAGAUACCCCUUAAACAGAGUCAGGAGUUCAGUACUGUAGAUACCCCUUAAACAGAGUCAGGAGUUCAGUACUGUAGAUACCCCUUAAACAGAGUCAGGAGUUCAGUACUGUAGAUACCCCUUAAACAGAGUCAGGAGUACAGUACUGUAGAUGGUCCUUAAACAGAGUCAGGAGUUCAGUCCUCUGUCAGGCGGUCAACAGCAUCGUCCUCUGUCAGGCGGUCAACAGCAUCGUCCUCGGUCAGGCGGUCAACAGCAUCAUCCUCGGUCAGGCGGUCAACAGCAUCGUCCUCUGUCAGGCGGUCAACAGCAUCGUCCUCGGUCAGGCGGUCAACAGCAUCGUCCUCGGUCAGGCGGUCAACAGCAUCGUCCUCUGUCAGGCGGUCAACAGCAUCGUCCUCGGUCAGGCGGUCAACAGCAUCGUCCUCUGUCAGGCGGUCAACAGCAUCGUCCUCUGUCAGGCGGUCAACAUCCCCAUUAUCCCUCACCAGGAAAAGAAAGAGUUGGGCAGACAGCUUUUGAAACAUAAAUGAAUUAGUCUUGGUAGUUUAACAAACUCCUCCUCUUAUCUCUCUCCCCAGUGAAGAACGUGGUGGGCGUGAUCGCCAGGUACAUGGCGGCCCUGCAGGAGUUCAGACGCAGCGUCUCCAUGAAGGUGGCGUUCGACCGCGUGGGCGUCGACCGGAACACCAUCUCAAGGACGGCGGCCAUCGCCGAGCUGAGCCUGGCAGCUCCAGAGGUUUGUAAUUCCUGUUGACUGUCCGCUAUGAGACUUUUUAAUGUUUCUAUCUGAGCUAUAUGAACAUGCUUUGAUGAUGCGCUGUCUUAUUAAGCCUAGUUCUAGAGAAUCUCCAUUGGAUUUGAGUCCCAGGCUAGGCUUAAUCUAUCAACGGGAAAUGUAGUUUCUGUUUUUUGUUGUUGUGUAUUUAUAGUAUUAUAUGUAUCUAAUCUUAUCCUAGGUGUUCCACGCCCUGCCGCCGUGGGACGAGAAGGAAGAGACGCUGGCUCACUACGCCCACCGCUGCCGGCAGGCCAUGGACGACACCAUCCACGCCAAGAUCAAAACCAUGAAAACCAAGGGAGACCUGCUGCCUAUAGUCAGCAAGCAACACCAAACUGAGACUGAGGGGUGUGUCCUAUAGGACCAGACUGAGGGGUGUGUCCUAUAGGACCAGACUGAGGGGUGUGUCCUAUGAUGUUCUAUAGGACCAGACUGAGGGGUGUGUCCUAUGAUGUCCUAUAGGACCAGACUGAGGGGUGUGUCCUAUAGGACCAGACUGAGGGGUGUGUCCUAUAGGACCAGACUGAGGGGUGUGUCCUAUGAUGUUCUAUAGGACCAGACUGAGGGGUGUGUCCUAUGAUGUCCUAUAGGACCAGACUGAGGGGUGUGUCCUAUAGGACCAGACUGAGGGGUGUGUCCUAUAGGACCAGACUGAGGGGUGUGUUCUAUAGGACCAGACUGAGGGGUGUGUCCUAUAGGACCAGACUGAGGGGUGUGUCCUAUGAUGUCCUAUAGGACCAGACUGAGGGGUGUGUCCUAUGAUGUCCUAUAGGACCAGACUGAGGGGUGUGUCCUAUAGGACCAGACUGAGGGGUGUGUCCUAUGAUGUCCUAUAGGACCAGACUGAGGGGUGUGUCCUAUGAUGUCCUAUAGGACCAGACUGAGGGGUGUGUCCUAUAGGACCAGACUGAGGGGUGUGUCCUAUAGGACCAGACUGAGGGGUGUGUCCUAUAGGACCAGACUGAGGGGUGUGUCCUAUGAUGUUCUAUAGGACCAGACUGAGGGGUGUGUCCUAUAGGACCAGACUGAGGGGUGUGUCCUAUAGGACCAGACUGAGGGGUGUGUCCUAUAGGACCAGACUGAGGGGUGUGUCCUAUAGGACCAGACUGAGGGGUGUGUCCUAUAGGACCAGACUGAGGGGUGUGUCCUAUAGGACCAGACUGAGGGGUGUGUCCUAUGAUGUCCUAUAGGACCAGACUGAGGGGUGUGUUCUAUAGGACCAGACUGAGGGGUGUGUCCUAUAGGACCAGACUGAGGGGUGUGUCCUAUAGGACCAGACUGAGGGGGUGUGUCCUAUGAUGUCCUAUAGGACCAGACUGACCAACACGAACAUUGGCCGUGCGCAGUAGAUCAGUUUCAAUGAACGGCGGCAAUUCAACAUUACAUUUUAGUCAUUAACGCUCUUAACCACUAAGCUACCAGAAUGGUCUGGAAACGAACAGAAAACGUCAGCCGAUGUCCUGUAGUCAGAGGAGAUGGGACUGCCACCUGCUCCGUGCGACCGACGGACGUUCGUGUUGCUGCGUCUUGUCCUUAUGAUAGUCUGGCCCCAGAUCUGUCAGUUUGUGAUGUCUUGCCAAGUUGGCACAAACCACUCUGGGACCAGGCUAGUCCUGUGAUCCCCUGUGGUUGUCAUGGGGAUUGUGCUCCAAUUCCUUUUGAAAACAAGCGGUCUGUCCUUAUUCCUCCAUUCCACAUCUGUCUGUCCAACCCACCACCAUUGCAAUGAUAAAACACAGAAACUAUGUAGGCUGCACACUUGACUAUCAUUAAAACACCUUGCUGUGUACAUAAAUGGUUGAUUUGCUGUUCAUCAUUACUGUAAUGGUCUACUACUAUGUGAAAAAUGAAUUCUGUUUCUUGGAUGAUGUAUUUAUGCUUAGACGUUUUUUUUUAGAAGAGGAGAAACCUCAGGAAAAUACUAUUCAAAUAAGAAUCUUAUUUUAGUAGAGAAACCUCUUAUUUUUGUUUAAUCUUAUUAUUUUUUUAAAUCUUAUUUUUGUUAAAUCUUAUUUUUGUUAAUGCAUGUUGAUCUUUUCACUAUAGUGACAUUACACAUUGUAUUCUGAACUGUAUCUCUUGACUCCUGUCCCUGCACAACUCCAGGACCUACGAAUGGCUAUAACCUGGUUAUAGCCUGUUAUGACAACACCUCGGUAGUCUGAAACAUCUGUUUAUGUAAAAAGAAAGAAAGAAAAUGUCAAAGUAUUACAAAAUAUAUAUAUAUAAUUAUACAAGACUCCACAUUGAAAACAAUGGAACAGUAGAGUUCUAGAAUAGAUUCUGAAGCAUGUCGAUGUCUGCUGCACUUUGGCAACAUAACCUGGGUUGUUCCAAAUGGCACCCUAUUCCCUACACAGUGCAAUGGUCAAAAGUAGUGCACUAUAUAGGGAAUAGAAUGCAAUUUGGUACGCACAUUAUCAGUGAAUCAUCAUCAUCAUCAUUAUUAAAAACGGAGACUUCAACAAGAAGAAACAUUCAUUGUUGCAGAUGUCAAAUGCACUGCACAUAACAGUUCUCAAUUCUCCUUCCUCAUGACUAAAGUCAUAUCCCUUCUGUGUAAGGUAUGAUUACUGCAAGGCCUCAAUACUAACUUCAACACUGCAGUAUAAAAUGCAUUCAUCCACAAGAUUUAAUAAACAUUCUGAUGAACCUCUUCCCUCAGAGUUUGACAGUGUGCCAAAUGGCACCCUAUUCCCUAUACAGUGCACUACUUUUGACCAGGGCGCAUAGGGCUCUGUUCAAAAGUAGUGCACUAUUAUUUUUUUACAUUUUUAGUCAUUUAGCAGACGCUCUUAUCCAGAGCGACUUACAGUUAGUGAGUGCAUACAUGAUUAUUUUUUCAUACUGGCCCCCCGUGGGAAUCGAACCCACAACCCUGGCGUUGCAAACGAACCCACAACCCUGCCGGCCAUUCCCUCCCCUACCCUGGACCAAUUGUGCGCCGCCCCAUGGGUCUCCCGUUCGCGGCCGGCUACGACAGAGCCUGGAUUCGAACCAGGAUCUCUAGUGGCACAGCUAGCACUGCGAUGCAGCGCCUUAGACCACUGCGCCACUCGGGAGUCUAUAUAGGGAACAGGGUGCCAUUAAUCACCAGAAGCUCUGUGUGACUCCAGUUGUUUUGACAGAGAUGGAGGAGAGCGAGAGACAGGAGCAGAAUGAGACCAGCUCUUCGGAAACUUCAGAGACUUCCUGGUGUCCAAGUAUCCAUCUGAGAGCCAGGAGAUCUACUGCCUCCUCUGCAGGUUAUUUCCAAAACCAAGAGAGAAACUUACAGUUUUGUACUGGCGUCAGUAUUUUAAAUGAAAAUGUAUUAUUUUUUUGUAGACUUAUGUUCUCUUGUAUCUACCGUAUCUAGUAUAGCAUUUCCAUGUUAUGUGUGAAUGUUACUGUAAUACGUUGUUUAAUAUACAGUGCCUCUACACCUUAUCUGACUUGCCACGACUGAAGUUCCCUCUGGGGAGAAAAUAAACUUAUUUUAUUUUAUUCUGCCCAGCCAGCUGGACUCCUACCUGGCCUCCUUCAGGGCGGCGAGGCAGAAGGACGGCUGGGAGUAUGAACCCAACAGCCAACUACCAGUGUGGUCUGGAGUGUCACCUGAAGGAGCAGCGAUACAGGUCAUCAGAAUCGAAUAAAAAUCCAAAGUUAUUUGUCACCAAAUACAACAAGUGACUUUACCAUGAAAUAAUUAUUUAUGAUACCUUUCCCAAACAAUGCAGUUAUAAAGUAAGAAAAUUAACAAAUAGAUCAAAAGAAAAUAGGAACAUUAUAAUAACACCAACUAGGCUAUAUACAGGCGUACAGGGUAGUUGGGGUGAUUGAGGUACUAUGGACAUGUAGGUAGGGGGUGAAAAGCAGAAAGCCCGGGUAGCCGUUUAAUUACGUAUUGAUGUGAUUGGAGUGAAGCCAAAUCCAAACUGGCUUCUCUUGACACUUUUUCCUCCUACAGUUGAGCUCAAUCAGUUUAGCUCAACGCUGAUUGGCUAUUUUUUCUUUUUUCUUUUUUAUUAUCAAUGGAGGCCAAAUGCUCGCAGGCUUUCCUUGCAUUCAAUGCUAGGGGCGGCAACAAUGUCAUACUCUUUUUGACCAGAAAGCAUCAGGGCGUAGCGGGAUUUCUUAUAACGUCCGGAUUAGUGUCCCGCUCCUUGAAAGCGGCAGCUCUAGCCUUUAGCUCGGUGCGGAUGUUGCCUGUAAUCCAUGGCUUCUGGUUGGGGUAUGUACGUACUGUCACUGUGGGGACUACAAAGUCGAAGCCGGUGUUAAUGGCAGGUUAGAGAACUGGGACAGAAACCUAAAGGUUGCCGGCUCAUGUCCGACAGGGAAAAAAAUCUGGUCAGGAUUGUCCUGCCGUUGUCUUGUGCUGUUGUGUCCUUGAGAUAGACACUUAACCUCCAAACUGAUCAAUGGGUGCCUUAGUAUGGGUGCCUUAGUAUGGCUACCCUCUGCUCCAACCUCUCUGUCGUAUGGGUGAAAUAAAGCAGAAGACAAGAAGAAGACAUCUUCUUCUUCUACAGCUACAGCAUCACCAGAGACAAGGAGGCCCUGAAACAGAAGCCAUGA
Molecule: messenger RNA, 19890 nt
Organism: Coregonus sp. 'balchen'
Lineage: Eukaryota; Metazoa; Chordata; Actinopteri; Salmoniformes; Salmonidae
Source: the annotation of a GenBank genome assembly